AUGACAACAAGAAGCUGUGGCGCGCGUACGCCCAUUGCGCGCUUCUCCAAGGGCGGCUUUUACGGCCAGGGCAUCUACCUCGCGGAGGACCCGUCCUACCCGAUCGGCGGCCGGUAUGCGCACCGCGUCUCCGGCUCGGGCGGGAGCCGCGUGCAGCUGCUCAUCGUGAAGGCCGCCCUCGGCUCGCAGCAAGAGAUGCAGCGCAUCAGCGCGGAGACGAGGGCGAUGCGGAUGCGGACCGUGCGCGGCGGGCCGCACCGCCCCUUCCUCUCCGGCGGAGGCGAGAACGGGUGCGACGCCUCCAUCGUGCACGUGGUGUACGAGUCGCGCCAGAUGUACCCGGCGUACGUGAUCGAGGUCGAGAUGGAGAUGGGGGCCGAGGUGGUGGCGGCCGUGCGGGCGAUGGGCGUGGCGGCGGCGGUGGCGGCGCUGCGGGCGCACGCGUCGGUCAGUCGCGUCGCGCUUGUGGCCUGCGGGCGGUUGGCUGAGCUGUGCUUAGAGGCGCAGAACAGGCAACCUGCGGCGGAUACGGGCGCGAUCGAGGCGAUCGUGGCGGCGCUGCAGGCUCACCCGCAGCGCGCAGCAGACGCGGGCGCGAUCGAGUUGGCUGUGGCGGCGCUGCAGGCGCACCCAGAGGUGGCGGGUGUGCAGGAGGAAUGCUGCCGGGUAGUGGGCAGCGUGUGCUUUGGCACCGACGCCGCAGGAAUCGCACGCAAACAGCGCGCAGCAGGCGCGGGCGCGAUGGAGUUGGUUGUGGCGGCGCUGCCGGCUCACCCGCAGGCGGUGGGUGUGCAGCAGUAUGGCUGCUGGGCGAUAGUCAACGUGUGCCACCGCACCCCCGGCGCAGGGCUCGCACGCAUCCAGCGCGCAGCAGACGCGGGCGGCAUCGAGGUGGCUGUGGCGGCGAUGCGAGCGCACCCGCAGGUGGCGCGCGUGCAGCAGUGUGGCUGCCAGGCGAUGGCCAGCAUGUGCUUCGGCACCGGCGCCGCAGCGCUCGCACGCAUCCAGCGCGCAGCAGACGCGGGCAGCAUCGAGGUGGCUGUGGCGGCGAUGCGAGCGCACCCGCAGGUGGCGCGCGUGCAGCAGUGUGGCUGCCAGGCGAUGGCCAGCAUGUGCUUCGGCACCGGCGCCGCAGCGCUCGCACGCAAGCAGCGCGCAGCAGACGCGGGCGGUAUCGAGGUGGCUGUGGCGGCGCUGCAGGCUCACCCGCAGCAUGCGUGCAUGCAGCAGACUGGCUGCGCGGUGCUGGUCAAUUUGUGCUUCGGCGGCGACGCCGCAGCGCUCGCACGCAGGCAGCGCGCUGUGAUUGCGGGCGCUCCCGAGGCAGUGGCGAUGGCUAUGCAGGAUCACCCGGGCGACGCAGCUGUCCAGAGCAAAGGGCAGAAGGGAUCCGGGCCGCGCGGACCAACAGAGCGCACCAUCAAGAGGAAGAACGCAUAG
This is a messenger RNA of Emiliania huxleyi CCMP1516, 1440 nucleotides long. RefSeq lists its product as hypothetical. Bases 1 to 1440 code for a protein of 479 amino acids. The transcript has 6 exons. The record is from RefSeq and is a predicted model, not a curated record. Lineage: Eukaryota; Haptophyta; Isochrysidales; Noelaerhabdaceae.